GCAGCUUUAUCGGGGGGCGAGGGAUCACGGCAGCGGCGGCGGCGACGACCGACCGACCGACCCAACCCGCCACCAGUGCCCCGCGGCCCGCGCCGAGGAAGAAGGAAGGGAUAAGGAGACGGAGCCGGUGGUCGCAGUCGCAGGGAUGGCCGGGAGCAUGCAGGCGGCGGACGCGGCGGGCCGGCUGAGCGCGCUGCUCUCGCUGCUCGCGCUGCGCCGGCUCCUCGCCGUGCUGCAGCCGCUGGCCCUGCUCCUGCUCCUGCCCUUCCGGUGGCGCUCGCGCCCGGGGGCCGGGGCCGCGGCCUCCGCGCCGGGGGCUAGCGGGAAGAAGGGGAAGUCGGCGUCGUCGUCGUCGUCGUCGUCGUCGGUGGUUCUGCGGGUGCCGGCCGGGUCGCCCAUGGUCGCCGCGCGGAGGCAGGCUUCCGCGCGGAGGGAGGUAGCCAUGCGCCGGGCGCGGGAGGCCGGGCGGGAGUACGAGCUCAUCCCCACCGCUCGCGGCGAGACGCUCUUCACGCAGUGCUGGUGGCCGCGCCCGUCCUCCACCGUUAAACCAAGGGCGCUAGUUGUUGUCAUGCACGGGCUAAACGAGCACAGUGGGAGGUACGAUCAUUUAGCGAGGCGAUUGAAUGAUAUCGGCAUCAAGGUGUACGGGAUGGACUGGACUGGUCAUGGUGGAAGUGAUGGUCUACAUGGAUAUGUGCAAUCUCUUGACCACGCUGUCAAUGACUUGAAAAUGUACCUCAAGAAAGUGUCAGCCGAGAACCCUGGUCUUCCAUGCUUCUGCUUCGGCCAUUCGACGGGUGGGGGUAUCAUUCUGAAGGCUGCACUUGAUCCAGACGUAGAAACGCUCAUCAGCGGUGUUGUCCUGACAUCACCAGCUGUCCGUGUUCAGCCUGCCCACCCAAUCAUAGCGGCCAUGGCACCGAUUUUUGCCCUGAUCGCGCCAAGGUACCAGUUGACGGCGUCGCACAGGAACGGCCCGCCGGUGUCGCGCGACCCGGAAGCCCUGCGGGCCAAAUACGCGGACCAGCUGGUGUUCACGGGCGCCAUCCGCGUGAGGACGGGCUACGAGAUCCUCCGCCUGACGUCGUACCUGCAGCCGCACCUGCAGCGGGUCGCGGUGCCGCUGCUGGUGAUGCACGGCGCCGACGACCUGGUGACGGACCCCGAGGGCUCGAGGGCGCUGUACGAGCGGGCCUCGUCCGCGGACAAGUCCCUCAGGCUCUACCACGGGCUGCUGCACGACCUCCUGAUCGAGCCCGAGAAGGACAGGGUGAUGGACGACAUCGUGGCGUGGCUGAGCCGCAGGGUGUGAUGCGUUGCGGUGCUGGCCGUAGGUUUCGCGCGGCUUCGAUCGUCUGCUGAGCGCGGAGGACCUGCAGGCGGAAGACGAAGACGCCUCGCCUCUGGACGGUGAUGACGCGGUCUGGUCGGCUGCGGAGGUAGGGAGGGAGAGCCGGUGUGCGUCCUUGCUGCCUUAGCGCGGUGAUGAUCCGAGAGCGGCACAGGAGUAUGGAGUACUAGUACUACCUACGGUGAUGGCUUCACUCGCGCCUCCCGGGUGUAUCCUGAGAUUUUUGUCGGGGAUACGUACGAAUUUUGUAAAAAUCCGACGACUGAACGAAGAUGAGAGCAUCUCCAAC
This is a messenger RNA of Zea mays, 1643 nucleotides long. RefSeq lists its product as uncharacterized. The record is from RefSeq and is marked provisional. Lineage: Eukaryota; Viridiplantae; Streptophyta; Magnoliopsida; Poales; Poaceae.